ACCCCAAGAAAAGAUAGAAACGUGUUAGAACGUCUGAUUCGACAUCUAACGGCUAGAACUCGGAAGAAGAUUGUCAAGUUGAGUACAACACGUGUUAGAACGUCUGAUUCCUUGAUUCGACAUCUAACGGCUAGAACUCGGAAGAAGAUUUUAAUCAUACAUGAAGUGGGCUACGGGAGUUUACUUUGACCAUUGAGUCUCCUACACGCUGAAAUGCGACGUCGUUUCAUCUGUCUAUAGAUGCAAAUUCCAGUUUCUUUCUUUUUAAAAUUCCAAUUUUCCGUUUUCAAGGAAAAACUUUCUAUUUCCUUCCAAAAACCCUAAUAUUAGAUUUUUCUGUUAUUUUGUUUACAGAUCUGAGUGGAAAUUUCCAUCCAAUUUUCGUUUUAAUCACUGUUAUUUCCUGUUCUUACACUUCAAAUUAUUGUAUCUGAUGCAAGAAUUUAGGGUUUUGGGUUUGAAUUGUUUGGGUUCUCUGUAAUCAUCGAUGGAGAAUUCUGGAAGUUCCGAUCAGUGGAACAAGGAGUUCGGAUUUGGCACAAGCGAUCGCAGAUUUGCGUAUUCGCGCCAAGCCUCCUUCCACCAACUGCAAGAACCACAUACGCCGAUUUCGAUAAUUUCGAAUGAUCAUAAGAAGCCUUUGCUUUGUCGUACCGUUUCGAGUAUUGAUAUUCCUCCCACGAUAUAUCCAUUAGAGGAGAACGAAAAAUUUUCCAUUGAAGGAAAGGAUUUUCCCGAGAAAGCUUCAUUUUUAUUGGUUGUAUUAUGGGUUUUUCGGGUUGUGCGGUCGGGAAACAGGCCGAUGAGGAAGUUGUUUGUAAUGAUUUCGCUAAAUGUGGCAUACUCUACUGCAGAAUUAAUGAUCGGCCUUUUCACAGGACGUGCAGGUUUGGUGUCUGAUGCAUUUCAUUUGACAUUUGGCUGCGGACUCUUGACAUUUUCAUUGUUUGCAAUUGCUGUUUCACGGAACAAGCCUGAUCAAGUCUACACUUAUGGGUUCAAAAGGGUAGAAGUUUUGUCUGCUUUCACCAAUGCUCUGUUUCUGUUGUUUAUGUCAUUCUCCUUGGCUGUGGAAGCACUUCAUGCAUUCAUACAAGAUGAAUCUGAGCACAAGCAUUACUUGAUUGUUUCGGCUGUAACAAAUUUAUUGGUGAAUCUUAUUGGCGUUUGGUUCUUCAGGAACUAUGCUCGCAUCAAUCUUGUCUACAGGAAAGCAGAGGAUAUGAACUACCACUCAGUUUGCUUGCAUGUUCUUGCAGAUUCUAUACGCAGUGCAGGUUUGAUCCUGGCAUCCUGGUUUUUGACCCUUGGGGUCAAGAAUGCUGAAGUUUUAUGCUUAGGGCUAGUUUCAGUUGCAGUGUUUAUGCUUGUCAUGCCACUUUUUAAGACAACUGGUGGCAUCCUGCUACAGAUGGCACCCCCCAGCAUACCACCUUCUGCAUUGAGCAAGUGCCGGAGACAGAUUACUGCUCAUGAAGAUGUUUUGGAAGUUUCUCAAGCUUGUUUUUGGGAACUCGUGCCUGGUCAUGUUGUUGGCUCAGUCACACUUCAGGUGAAGGAUGGGAUUGAUGAUUGUCCCAUGCUCCAAUAUGUGCAUGACCUGUACCAUGAUUUGGGCGUAAAGGAGUUGACAGUGCAAGCAGAUUGUUCCUAACCUUCAUUUUCCUUUUCAUUUUACUUUUUCCAAUGGUGGUUGGUGAGAAUAGCUUAUUUUUGAGUUCACAAUGCUGUAGUCUGGAUUCGUUAUUGAUUUUUUGGCUCCCCCAACUUAUCUAUUACCAGUAUAGAGGAACUUUAAAUCUGUUCCCCAUUCAAAGAAUGAUAAUGAUGUGCCGAUCCUUAGUAAUAUUAUUAUGUUCUAUUGUUGAAGAA
Molecule: messenger RNA, 1872 nt
Organism: Vitis vinifera (wine grape)
Lineage: Eukaryota; Viridiplantae; Streptophyta; Magnoliopsida; Vitales; Vitaceae
Product: metal tolerance protein C2
Exons: 10
Coding region: 488-1654 (388 amino acids)
Biological process (GO): intracellular zinc ion homeostasis; zinc ion transport; transmembrane transport
Cellular component (GO): membrane; Golgi apparatus
Molecular function (GO): zinc ion transmembrane transporter activity
Source: RefSeq, a predicted model, not a curated record